Molecule: messenger RNA, 1022 nt
Organism: Ilyonectria robusta
Lineage: Eukaryota; Fungi; Ascomycota; Sordariomycetes; Hypocreales; Nectriaceae
Product: dienelactone hydrolase
Exons: 4
Coding region: 31-801 (256 amino acids)
Molecular function (GO): hydrolase activity
Source: RefSeq, a predicted model, not a curated record
CUCCUCUUUCUCCGAAAAGGCUGACUCAAAAUGCACUUCACACAACUAUUUGUCGUUUUUUGUAAUUUUCUCGCUGUUGCGGCUUUAUACGGCAAGCAACCUCCAGGGAUUAUCAAGCACGAUGGAAAGCCAAUUGGCAAGGAAGUGGUUUACGAUGGGCUUACCUUAUAUAUCAGUCAACCCAAAUGGCCUCAACAAAGUGACACAGCUGUCUUGUACCUGACGGAUGUAUUCGGGAUUCCGCUACUGCAAAACCGACUUCUUGCCGACAGUUUCGCUCGUGCCGGAUUUCUUACCAUCACGCCUGACCUCUUUGAUGGUGUUCCCGCCCCGCACGACAUCACCUUUGACGCCGCAGAUUUCUUGAGCAAGCACAAUGUGAACGUGACUGACCCCAUUAUUGAGAAAACUAUCGAGUACAUCCGUACCAAGCUGGGCGUGAAGCGAGUUGCUGUGACUGGGUACUGUUUUGGCGGUAGAUACGCCUUCCGUUUCCUGGCGGAGGGGAGGGGAGUGGAUGUCGGAUUCGCAGCUCACCCCAGCUUACUCCAAGAUGACGAGGUUCUCGCCAUUAAAGGGCCAGCCAGUGUUGCUGCUGCCGAGGUUGAUUCUCUACUUGAGCCAGCGCGACGUUUAGAGAUUGAGGGCCUGCUUAGCCAGGCUGCACAGCCAUUCCAAGUCAAUCUGUACUCUGGAACAACUCAUGGCUUUGGCGUCCGCGCAAACGUAUCUGACCCGGAACAGAAAUUUGGCAAGGAAGAAGCUUUCUGGCAGGCCGUCCGUUGGUUCAAUGCCUGGUGAGAGGCUGAGAGCCCACGGUUGGAGUUUCACCCCGUUUGGCAGAGAAUCACCAUUUACCUCUGUAAUUGGAUUGGAAUAGACCUAUAAUCUUCGAUAUAGCAUUCGGGGACAAGGCUUAUCUUGAUUUGCUACUCAACGUUCAAUGUAUACACAAUGUACACGUUACUCCCGAUAUCUCGAAACGUUUCUAUCUGAUACUGGAUUCGCUCUGCCGGCUCUUU